This is a messenger RNA of Erinaceus europaeus (western European hedgehog), 900 nucleotides long. Its product is annotated as olfactory receptor 5AC1-like. Gene Ontology annotation, molecular function: odorant binding; G protein-coupled receptor activity; olfactory receptor activity. Gene Ontology annotation, cellular component: membrane. The record is from RefSeq and is a predicted model, not a curated record. The annotation marks the transcript as partial. The transcript is spliced from 2 exons. Gene Ontology annotation, biological process: sensory perception of smell; G protein-coupled receptor signaling pathway. NCBI's taxonomy places the organism in Eukaryota, Metazoa, Chordata, Mammalia, Eulipotyphla, Erinaceidae.
AUGGAAGCAAACAAGACACAGGUGACUGAAUUUGUUCUCAUGGGACUAACAGAUAUUCCAGAGCUCCAAGUUCCCCUGUUCCUGGUGUUCUUAACCAUCUACCUCACCACCAUGGUGGGCAACCUGGGACUCAUUUACCUCAUCUGGAGGGAUCCCCACCUUCACAACCCCAUGUACUUGUUCCUUGGCAGUUUAGCCUUUGCAGAUGCCUGUACAUCCUCCUCUGUGACCCCCAGGAUGCUUGUCAAUGUCUUAGACAAGAGUCAAAAGAUAUCCCUCUUUGAGUGCAUGGUUCAAUAUUACUUUUUUGGUUCCAGUGCCACCACAGAAUGUUUCCUGUUGGUAGUGAUGGCCUAUGAUCGCUAUGAGGCCAUCUGCAACCCCCUGCUUUAUCCUGUGGUGAUGUCCAACAGACUCUGUACUUGGCUGAUAAGUGUGUCAUAUGCCAUUGGAUUUUUGCAUCCCAUAAUUCAUGUAGGAUUGCUAUUUAGACUAACCUUCUGCAGGUCCAACAUAAUACAUCAUUUCUACUGUGAAAUCUUACCACUCUAUACAAUUUCUUGCACGGAUCCCUCUAUUAAUGCAUUUGUGGUUUUCAUUUUUUCUACUUUUAUACAAGCUUUUACUUUUAUGAGCAUCAUAGUUUCCUAUACUCGUGUUCUCUUUGCCAUCUUGAAAAAGAAGACUGAAAGGGGCAGAAGCAAAGCUUUCUCCACGUGCAGUGCCCAUCUGCUCUCUGUUUCCCUGUUCUAUGGCACUCUCUUCUUCAUGUAUGUGCUUCCUGGGUCAGGCCCAGAUCAAUAUCAGGAUAAAAUGUAUUCACUGUUCUAUACAAUUAUAAUUCCCUUGCUAAACCCCUUUAUUUAUAGCCUAAGAAACAAGGAAGUCUUAGAAACACUG